Messenger RNA from Trypanosoma rangeli, 2892 nucleotides. RefSeq lists its product as uncharacterized. The coding region runs from base 1 to 2892 and encodes 963 amino acids. The record is from RefSeq and is a predicted model, not a curated record. Lineage: Eukaryota; Euglenozoa; Kinetoplastea; Trypanosomatida; Trypanosomatidae. The transcript has a single exon.
AUGUCCCAGCAACCACACCGUUACCACAAGUUGCCAUGGUGGAAGCGGAUUGUGCUUGACACGGCGUACCGGCAACGUGUGAAGACGCUCGCAACGCAGCGCCACCGUGAGGAGAUGCAGCUACUGCAGGACUUUCCACGCGAGGUGGCAUCCGCCGCCUGGGACGACGGCAGACCAAUCCCCCGGUCAGCACAGUACAUCUGCGUGGAGGAGGAGUCCUGUGCGUGGGCCACGCGGCACCCGGAAAGUAUGAUUAAAGUAUCCGCCUUCCGCAACCUGCGAACGGCAGCGGCGUCUGUCGUCGUUGCCAGCAACCGAACAGAGGAACGAGACGCACAGAUUAUUGCGGAGGUAAAGCGGUUGUACGACGCUGAGACGGCAUCGGAGCGGCUCUACGGACUUUCUUAUGUAUGGAAUCGUCCACUCCCGCCAAACGGCCUCAUUCGUGUGUGGCCUGACCCUACAUCCGCUAUGUGGCCCGCGUUGCUGGCCGCCUCUGCAGCCACUGUGCCCUGCCACCUGACCCUGCCAGCCCCAGAGGGUAAUCUCGCGCUGUUUCUAGGGAUGAGACCCACGUGCCUGACUGACCCCCUUUGCAUCAACGUUUUCCGCCGCAAUGGUGAGUACCUUGGAGCGUGGCGUCAGUCACUGUUUCUCAUUCGCUUCAAAGUUAUUUGCUGGGCGUUGCACGAGGAGGAGCGUCAGCGCACCUGCGGCGUGGUGGGCCGCCCAGUGCUAGCAUCCGACAAGGCCAUGCCAGCCCUUGUGUGUGGGCGGACACUACAAAAUGUUCCGGUGCUUCCCUUGCCUCUGCUACGCCUGCAGCGUGGGACGGUCACAUUCAGUGAGAAGAUGCGCCGCCUAAACCUUCACAGCCUCCACCCUCCACUGACGUGGGAGGGUAUCGCCCCCGCCCCCUCCACCUACCGGGCGGAGCAGGCGUACCAGAAUUGGCACGCGCUGCACCGGGGCUCAGCUGUAGUGCAGCAGGCCGUGCGAGAUGUGUUUAACUUGCUGCCGCAAAAUGAGAACAGGUUACUGACAAAGACCACGUACGUCGAGUUCUUUUUGGAUCUGUUAAACCUCUUCUUUCCAACGCACAUUUCCUCCGCCAACAUUGCCAUUGCGGAGGAGGAGUGGGUGUACCGCGGCACCACAGACUUGGUGAGUUUUGAGACCUUUUACGAAAAGUUUUUUAGCUUUCCGUUUAUUUUUCUGCGUGACCUCAACACCGUGACGCGAGAUCAGUACGUGGAGGUGUGGUGCCUGAUUCGCAUCUGCCUUUUGGGGGAUGCGGACGCCAUUCCCCCCAAUUUGUGCAGUAUAAUCGCCUUGGAAUCGUCCUCCACCAGGACAGUUGGCAUGACGUCUCUCAAUACGACGACGGCGAAGGCUCACGUUGCGGCGUCUCACAUCACUGCCUACAGCAGACCACGGCGGCCGAUGACGGUGCUGGAUGCCACCUUGUGCUCCAUGGAUAAGUUGAAGUAUUUGGGGCAGCGUGAGGUCCCGCCGCUCAUUGGGGACAUUUAUGGCGUCACCCAGGAAGACGUGCUGCGGCUGGGGGAGAGGAACUUUCACAACACAGACAACUACGCACUGCACGAGGUACGGCGGGCGGCAAUAGUGCGGGACGACGCGCACGACAUGUUGUCGCCCGUCAAGGUGAAGGCCGCUGUGCAUGCGAGGGGUCAACGGUUGCUCUCGCAGAUCGCAAAAUCUCUGCGCCGGCAACAACUGCAGAAAGAGGCCCAGAAGAGGCAGAGCUGCGGCAAGGAGAGGGAAAGGAGCACGGAGGGCGAGGAGGGCACCGGUGCCAGUUAUGAGGUUAUUAAAAUUGAUGAGCAUGGAGAGGCGGAGGAGGGCAACUACUCUGCGCUCCUCGAAUGCAGCACCUCCUCUGGGCAACGUCCCCGACAAGACAAGAGGAGAGCCGAGAUGGGGUGCGUGAAAGGAACGGGGAGGUUCCGCGCGGAGUUGGAGAAGAUUGAGGAAGAGCGUGUGAAGAAGCAGCUGGUGGAGACCUCGGUGUUUUACCGGCAUCGGCGCAUGCGACGGCAUGCCGAACGAGCAAAGCUCCUCUCGCACGUCUCCCGCAGCCACAGCUCGUGGGAGUUGUACCGGCAGGAUGUUUUUGAGCUCCAACACGAGUCGCUGGAUGAAGAGGAGGAUCAUCUGUUGGCAUUCGUCCGGGACCUUCCAGACGACUUCUUUGACGAUGAAAAUUCGCUGCGGACGCGGUACUGCGUCUACGCCGCCCGCCUUUGCGCACUUGCGGAGCGCGCCAGACACGGCAAUCCCGAUGCGACGGGACCUUCUUCGCUGGCGCUGCUGCGGACAAACUUGUCGGGCACGUUAACCGGAGUCGAAGCGGAGUUGGUCUCCUCGUACAUGUUGCCGAGCUCGCCGAAGAGUACUGUAGGUGGCAGUGUGCCUCCGUCCAGACGUGGAUUGGAGUCAAGACGCGAGUUGUUGCCUAAAGAGGCAGGCUGGGUGUCGCCUGCCUCGAACCUGGCGUCAGUGAGCGUGGGAAAAACACUCAAGCUCUCUAGUGGGGAGGGGAAAGCGAAUUUUUUGGCGCCGUCGUUGGUAUUCAGCACUGUAGUUAGUCGGAAUCCAGCAGACGGGGUGUGCGGCGACAGAGUGAUCAAUGACGUGCGUUCCCGGCGAACAGCUUUGCAGCGAGGGGAAAUGGUGGGGCCAAAGCGGGCGCUGCAGCUUCGGUUGCAACUAAAGCAGGAGUUGAACCGCCGCUAUAAUGCAAUGCUUGCGGCGCGACCGCGCCACCUGCUUCCCGCCUCCGUGAACGCCGCAAGGAAAGGGGCUGCCGCUGCGGGUAGAGGCCACGUCGGGGCGGGCGCCCGUCGGCUGCCAUCUCAGCAGGAUGCCUGA